CUAAUUUACCGCAAUAAUAGCCCAGAUCCACCUGCCACGUGGUUGAUUUUCCCUCGCCGCAAGCGUAUGUCAUCCCUUCUCUGUUGACCGUUGUAGAAUUUAAAUUUCAAACCCCUCUCCCUUCCCUUCUUCUGAACAACAGAGCACAUUGUAUAUGCUAUAGAGAGAGAGAGAGAGAGAGAGAGAGAGAUUGCAAGAGAAAGGAGGAGGACAGAGAGAAGAAAGGAAAGGAGAGAUGAAGAACAGUGUGGACUUGACUCCAGCCUCAGCCUCAUCGCCGAAGGCAAGAUCGGCCACCAUCCGAGGCCGGUCGGAGGGCCGGGGGGACAGCUGCUACUUCCCCGGCUGCCGGAAGGUCACCAACUGCCACUGCGAGAUCUGCCUCGCAAGCAUCAACGCCACCCUCGAUCUCAUCCCAUCUGCCACCAAGCUCUCUGCCAAAAAACCCGUUCCCAAGGGAACCCUGCCGCUGUCCGACUCCGAGACACCUCCAGCAACCUCCGAAACCGGCUCCACCCUCACCAUCCCAGUGACCCCACCGAUCCAAUCCACCAUAAAAUCUAGGCCGUCGAAGAAGGCAGUCAUCGAAGAGGAGAGAUCUCGGGUUCUUGGGGACAGGGUAUGGAGAAUUCUUGCUGGUCUGUGCUUCUUGUGGUUGGUCAAUUCGGGAUUUUCAGCUGUAGUUUUGAGAGGUUAUGGUCCUAAACUGACGGCCGAGUUGGUAAGGAAGGCUGGGGAGGAAUCUCGGGUUCUCUUGGGAGAUUUGAAGGAGGGAUUGGGGGUUUUGCAGCAGAAGCUUGAGAGGGUGGUUGGUGAGGAAGUCUCCAACUGCAGCUCUGAGGAUUCUCUUUGGGAAUUGAAGCAGGAAGGUCAGCUGUUCUUCCACUGGAGGUGUGUGUUGUACAAAUCCAUAGCAGAAGAAGUCAGUGUUUGGGGAACCCCACUAAAGACCUCUGGGCUGCUUACCACUGGGUUUAAUCUAAGAUCUCUAACGCUUCUCUCGGGCAGAAUCACCGAGUGGUCAGAAGGAAAGCUCAUUUCUAAUCCAGGAACAAUCAAGAGCAGCUCAUGGAGUUACAAGAAGUGGAGCUUGGCAGCAGUGCAAUUGGAUGCUGACACUUGGGUUUUGGAGUACAGAAGAAAUGCUUUUUUUGAGGGCUCAGGUUUGAUUCCAGCUACAUGGGAGGUGUUGACACUGAGAAUCUCAAAGUUGGUGAAGGAGCUGAAGCAUAAGCCUUGGAGGCUGCUGCUGCCCAAUGCUUUCCCUGGCUUUUAUCACCACCGUCCAGAAGUGAGAAGCUUCAAACACCCAACUUAACCAGCUACUUCAAAGUGUUCUGGCUGUGUAAUCUCAUCCCUUGUGAGAUAUAGUUGUUGUUCCCUUUUAAUUGUCCUGUUGCACUUCAAAAACACAAGUAGGUUGUAAUGAGACUCAUAAACUUAAAAUUUUAUUGAAGAGAAUCGUUGGGGUGCGAGUCA
Molecule: messenger RNA, 1479 nt
Organism: Elaeis guineensis (African oil palm)
Lineage: Eukaryota; Viridiplantae; Streptophyta; Magnoliopsida; Arecales; Arecaceae
Cellular component (GO): endoplasmic reticulum
Source: RefSeq, a predicted model, not a curated record